Messenger RNA from Lathyrus sativus (Indian pea), 402 nucleotides. The record is from the annotation of a GenBank genome assembly. NCBI's taxonomy places the organism in Eukaryota, Viridiplantae, Streptophyta, Magnoliopsida, Fabales, Fabaceae.
AUGAAGUAUAUGAGGGAUGAAACUUCUAAGGCGGCCUCACAUCGAGUUAGACCAUUUGAUCGUCACGAUUACAGCUUCAUUGUUGAUGAGACAAUGGAUCACAACGAGGGUCGGCCAAUGGGACACUACAGGGUGGAACUUCAUAAAAAUUGGUGCGACUGCGGAAAGUUUCAAACCUUCCGCAUGCCUUGUUCACAUGUCAUUGCCGCAUGUUCAACUGCUCGUCAGGAUCCAUUCUUGCAGCUAUCAGAAGUUUACAAGGUCGUGAACUUAUUCGGUAUCUACAGUAGCAGUUUUCCAGUGGUAGCUAGUGAGGACUACUGGCCAACCUAUCAUGGAGACACAAUCUACCACAAUGAAAAUAUGAGAAGAAACAAAAAGGGCCGCCCCAAAAGCACCUGA